UAAACCUGUGAGGAUUAUAUUGCCAUUAUCGCAAUAAAAAUACCAUAAGCCUACGUUGUCGUAUUAGUUUACAAAUUGCGAAAAACCAAAUUGAAUUUGAAUUUCGCGGGCAAGCCCGUCGAUUCCAUCUUAAAGCAAGAUGGUCGUCAAGCGCAAGCCCACUCACUAUCCUGAAAUAAAAAAAAACGUCAAUUUGUUUUCAAUUAUGGCAACUCCGCACAAAAAGCUGCCAAUGUCAAGUUUGACUGCUUUGACACUUGACAGCAAAUUGUGACAUUUCCGCAGCAGGCCGUCUAAUGAAAGGAAAUUAAUUUUUGACUUUCUGUUUUAAAUAAUGUUUUAGACUUAAUAAUUUAUUUAAAGUUUUUAUUUAACGACGCACCAACUCUCCGUUCUGUGAUUCGUAUUUACUUGUACGUUCAUGUGCACCAUUUUACUCGUGAAAACGCCCUUGAAAACAGCGAUACAAAAAGUCUAAAGUCAGCAUAGCAACAAUACUUGAGUAGAUUUAAUUCCUAUUUUGAGGAAGAUUGCGGUCUGAACGCUGCAGCGGUGCCUUUAGGAGAUGAGUGCUGAAUGCUUAUGGAGAUUUAAGCUGAAAGAAGACAAAAUAUUAAUCUGAUAAUUAAUCAUAGGUUGAGUAAGUAUUGCAGUGGUGCUUUUGUUAGUGUAAGAUGAUAACGCGGCGAUGGUUCCAUCCGGCACUGAACGGGGUGGACGCGGAGAAACUUCUGCUGGAGCGCGGCCGGGACGGCUACUUCCUCGCGCGCCCCAGCAUGAGCAAUAAGGGAGACUUCACACUGUCGGUCCGCAGAGGCUCCGAGGUGACUCACAUCAAAAUCCAGAAUAAUGGCGAAUUCCUAGACCUCUAUGGGGGUGAAAAGUUCGCGACGCUAUCCGAACUAGUGCAGUUCUACAUGGACAACCAGGGUCAACUACGCGAAAAAAACGGAAACGUCAUUCGGUUGAAGACGCCACUCAAUUGUGCCGAUCCUACGACCGAAAGGUGGUAUCACGGACAGCUCACCGCCAAGGAGGCGGAGAGGAUCAUGCUCGAGAACGGAAAAAACGGUUCAUUUCUCGUGAGGGAGUCGCAGAGACAACCGGGCGAUUUUGUAUUGUCGGUGCGAAUGCGGGACAGAGUGACGCAUGUCAUAAUUAGGCGAAAAGAUAAUAAAUACGACGUCGGCGGCGGCCUGCAGUUCGACGACCUAGUCAGCCUCGUGGAGCACUACCGCAACUACCCCAUGGUCGAGACGACGGGCGACGUCUUGAGGCUCAUCCAGCCCUUCAACGCCACGCGCAUCCAGGUGCAACACUUCCACACGCGAGUCAAACAACUGCAGAAAGAAAACGAGGGCCCCAUCGAGAGCAUGGCGUACAAACAGGGCUUCUGGGAAGAGUUUGAAACUUUACAGAUGAUGGAAAACUUGCAACUCUUCGACAGGAUGGAAGGUUCCAAACCGGAGAACAUAAGGAAGAACCGAUAUAAGAACAUCAUACCUUUCGAUCACACUCGAGUCAUCCUCCGAGACAUCCCCCCGGACGCUCCGCCGGGUUCCGACUACAUCAACGCUAAUUAUAUUCGAUGCGACUUCAUUGAUUCCAAUUCCGAAUCGCAAGACUUAAACGGGAGCAACGAAAACAGUUCUCCGCAUGCGAAAGACGGCACAUCUUCUAAAAACAAGGAUAAAUCUUCCCCGACGCACACAAGUGUCAUAAUCAUAGAGGAACAACCUAAGGAGCAUUCGAAAGGUUACGGGAACGGCACUCAUAAACUUUUACCGCCAUUCGAGCCGAGCGUGCUACGCAGCAAUCCGAACUACGUGAACACGACCAUCCCUAAAACGACGGAAACCGUCGAAAACGGAGGCCCAGAUAAGGUGUAUAAUAAAAUUUACAUCGCGACCCAAGGUUGCCUCUCGACUACUAUUUACCAAUUCUGGUCCAUGAUAUGGCAGGAGGACGUGCGCAUCAUAAUAAUGACGACCAAAGAGAUCGAGCGCGGCAAGGUGAAGUGCGAGCGCUACUGGCCCGAGCUGAACAAGACGGAGGUGAUAAAGAAGUACACCAUCUUCAACGAGUCGGAGUCGUCGACGCAGGACUACACGCUGCGGCGGUUCGUAGUGACCAAGAAGGACGAACCCAACGUGAAGCGCACCAUCUACCACUUCCACUUCACCGCGUGGCCGGACCACGGCGUGCCGUCGGAGCCGGGCCGCGUGCUCAACAUCCUGCUGGACGUCAACUACCGGCUGCAGCAGAUCAUGACGCACAGCGAGCCACCCGGCCAGGCCGUCGUGUGCGUGCACUGCUCGGCCGGCAUCGGCCGCACCGGCACCUUCAUCGUCAUCGACAUGAUCCUGGACCAGAUCCGCAAGGAGGGCUUCGACUGCGAGAUAGACAUCCACCGCACCGUGCAGAUGGUCCGCGACCAGCGAUCCGGCAUGGUGCAAAACGAAGCCCAGUACAAAUUCAUCUACAUGGCCUUGUUAGAGUUUAUCGAAACCGAAAAGCAGAGGGUGGGCUUGGUGGCUCUGAAUCCCACGCAAGCCAUGGAGUCCUUGCGGAUUUGAUUCAAAUCAUUUUUGUACAUUUCGGGAAAGGAAAAAAAUCUUUUUAAACGCUUUAUCUAUCAAUCGAAAAUAUUGUAAGGGGGGAGUAGACACUAAAGGCCCCUCAAAGGUAGUGUCGUAACGACUUGUUAGAUUUGUUAGGUGUAAUUUUCGAAUCUAUGCAGUUUAAUAAUUUGAUUAUUAUAGAUUUAUUAAUAAUAAUUGCAAUACAUAUAUAUAUUUCUAUACUCAUAAAAUUACUAAUGUGAAGUUUGGAAAAGAUGUGGACUGUAUAUGUUCGAAAUAAUCUCACACCUUUUUUGUUGAACUUUUGAAAUUUAAUGAGUACACUGUACAGUAACCUUUUUGGGAAGGAAUUUUACUCUUAAAUACUUUUAGCCUGAGAGCUACAGAGCGUACUUCGACUUUGCUCAGACUUAAACUUCAGUUGAAACGAUACAAAAAGUCAGUGAUAUAUCGCUGUCUCGUUUUAAGUGUCUUAAGUCAGAGCAAAGUCAAAGUACGCUUUUUAGAUCUCAGCCUCAAAGUUACCGUAACCAGCGUAACCGCUGAAGUAGUUGGAUUGAACCUUACGGGAUGAGCUCAAAUAGCUUCCUCAGCUGAUUACCUUCAUAUCUGAUACAAUAGGGAUGAUGCCUAUUAGUCAAAUCAGCAACUUUUUAUCAAACGUCAAACCGUUCGAUUAGUAUAGUGGCUUGUAUGAAAUACUUACCUAUCAUACAAAUUUGACGUGUUUUUCCAGUUAAAUCAAUAUUUUAAAAUGGUAAGCAAACUUAAAACUAACAGUGGAUGUGGGUUUUAUGAACUAUUUAAUAAUUAUUAUUAAGACAUAAUUUAUUUUUGGCACAGGCACCACCCCUAUUAAACUCUUGCGGUGCUCACAUAACCGGGUAAGAACUUUUAAGACUUUUUGUAUCAAUCUAUCACGACUGUAUGACGAAAUUCCUUAGCUCAAAGUUCAAACCAAUGGCAUGCUAGGAGCGAAAGCUGGUCCUUCUUUCCACAUGGAAACAUACUUGUUCUAAUACAUACUUGAGCCGUCCCUUAGGCUUUACAUAAUAUCACCGACGUUGCUACUCGUAGAAUUCGAGCGUCGACUUCAGGGUUAAAGUAAAAUGGAUUUUGAUCACCUUGUUUUAAAGCUCAAGUUUGUCCAUACAUCCUCGCGAAGUUCAAAUUAAUAUUACUGAAUUUUCGACUUUUAGUCAAGAAACUUUAUUUCUUCUGUACUCUGACACUAGUAUGCUUCGAUGCUCGAAUACGAACAGUGUUGGAGAAAUGUAAAAUAAUACUAAGCCUAUCCGACUCUCGGAUUACAGAUUUCAUGUAGUAGGUAUUUAAUAGGAUUUCUUUUUGAAACCUUAGC
Molecule: messenger RNA, 3942 nt
Organism: Maniola jurtina (meadow brown)
Lineage: Eukaryota; Metazoa; Arthropoda; Insecta; Lepidoptera; Nymphalidae
Gene: csw
Product: tyrosine-protein phosphatase corkscrew
Exons: 2
Coding region: 675-2576 (633 amino acids)
Biological process (GO): protein dephosphorylation
Molecular function (GO): protein tyrosine phosphatase activity
Source: RefSeq, a predicted model, not a curated record